CAUACAUAUAUGUAAAUUGUUUAUUAAAAAUAAUACUACUAAAUUCAUACAAAAGAAUAUAAUUGUUUAAAUAAAAUAAAUUUUAAGUGAAAAUAGUGCAAAACCAAAGUGAAUGGAAGUGUCUAGUAAAACAUCAGCGAAGGAAACAUAAAUUACACUCAUUACCACAAACACUUUUUAUUUGGAUUACACAUCUUCUUUUGAUUUGAAAUACACAUCACCACGACCACAAAGACUGCAGCGUCUAAUAAAGGAUUUCCUAUUAAUAUAGUUAAAACAAAUAAUUAAUCCAAAUCGAGGAACCAAAAACAACAAACACAACAAUAAAAAUGUUCAUAAAAUGACAAAACUUUAAUAGUUAAAAACAAUUUUUUUUAAAAUUUUAUUUUCUUUUAAGCCACCCUUAUUUAUUUUUUAUUUAAAUAAAAUAAAAUCGGCUUUUCCUUUUUAAUUUGAACUAAAAGGCCUAAGUUGAAUACUUUUUUGUUACAAAUGUGGAAAAUGUUUGACGAUAUUAUUGAAUGCAAUGAAUGUGGUGGUCCUUUGGGCCCACCACCAAAAUUCACAGUACCACCACCUCCUCGGCCACCCUCAAUGGCUGCCUAUGAGGCCUCUACGAACUGCAACGAAGAAGAGAUGGCACUGAAAGCGCAACAAGCCUGGGACAACGAUAUGUGUGAAGCAAUGCCGAUUCUUGAUGCCAGUUUUUAUAGCAGUCAAUCAUUACAAACAUCCGCCAUGAUUGCUGUCUUUUCACUGCUCCUGGUUUUAGUUGUUUUAAUAUCAUCACUCUUUGUAUGGAAAAACAAACGAAAAGUGCAAAACUUGUUACCCUGCAAAACACCCACCAGAGGUCCACAUAUAACCGGAGCAUUGUCAGCACUGGCAUCUGGACACUCAGUAACAUAUGAGGAUCCGGAUGCUCAUUUGGGUCAUCACCGACCUUUGGUAAUGAGACAUCAUCACAAUGUUGAGAUGUUGCAUAGUAAAGGUAUACAUUAUCCAAGCGGUUAUCCCAUGACCAGAUCUCCACCAUUUUUGGUCAGCAAUUCACCAGGACCCGAUCCAUAUCGGUCAAAUGACAACGUAUACGAAGAACUGGGACCGAGUCAUGAUUCAGAUGGUGAGAGUGAACCUCCCAUGCAUUCCGAUGAUGAUUUUGCUGAGGACGAACUCUCUUUGCCUGGAGAGCGUUCUUUCAACAAAUCUACAGACACUAAUAAUGCUACAAGCGCUGUAACAUCAGCGUUUCCCGACAAAACAGAACCUAACGUAGCAUCAAGUGGCAAUGGUCCAGAACGUAAUAGUGUUCUGUCUUCGGCUUCCUCUACACAAGAUGCAUCAACAGCUACGGCUGCCUCAUCUAGUUCGUCUCACAACAAUAAUUCGAAUGCAAAUAAUGGCAAUGUUUGCGCUACAACGACGACAUCCAGGGGUGGAGCUGCUGCACUUCUAUCCGGAAUGCUAAGACAUACCACGGGCCGGAAAACUUCAACCAAUGGAGCCAGAUCAAAGAAUGAUCGCAGAAUUCCACCUACUGAAGAUUUGAACACUUCUACUUCUACAGCGGAGGUGGGUGAUCUCACACCCAUGCAACAAAUGUAUGACAAUUCCAGCAAUCUUAUGGCAUUAGGAUAUCAACAACAUCAACAGCAGCAACCUGCACUAAACUACCCACACCCACAAAGUUAUCAUCAUAGCCUGCAUCAUAUGCAUAAUCACAAUAACAAUAGGAAUACCAAUGCUCAUCCUGUGCCUCAUUUUUACAAUACUAUCGAGAGUGAAGUGGAGAGGAGAAAUCGCAUUAAUGCUCAAUUGAAAAACUCUUCGAAUCCUGCAGUGGCUACCAUAUUUCGUGAAAGAAUACAGUAUCCUGGAAGUGCAAGAUAUCAGCAACACUAUUAUGCUGGAAAUGCUCCAAAUGGUCUCUUAGCUGCCUCUAUGAGGGCUAGAACAAAUCCGAGAUCUAUGGACAGAAGGAGAGGUCGUGUGGGGGCACCGUUGGAUCCAGUAGAACCAGCAUACGGAUACACGGAGCCUGUUUAUCACCAAAACUAUCACUACGAGUCUUGUAAUACACCAAAUGGCAUGCAACAACGUAUACCACAACACAUGACUGCAUACCCAACCUACAUCAUGCCCGAAUAUAGUUCAGGCAGCAUAUCGUCCUACAGACAGCAUCAGCAUCACCAUCCUCAUCAUCAUCAUCCUGCCUCGCAAACAUACCAAAACUCGUCGUCACUUUAUGGUCACGGUGAUUCUAGUUUCGGUUCAGACUCUGGCUACAGUCACCAUACACCAGCAUCCUCAAUAGGACGACAUGAUUAUGAUAUUGCUAUGCCAAUACCUCCAGCGCCACCUGCGCCCACGCAAAAGCCACCCAGCAAGCUAGCCAAUGCUUUAAGCUUUUCUUGGAAUAAAAAAAAAUCUUCCAACACAAACUCCAUGAAUAUGCAACCCAAUACCAACAAAACACCUGCGCUUUCGACAUCCACAGCAACAGAAGCUUCCAGUCCCAACAAUAACAGUGGUGCGUCGACCAUUACCUCAACUCUGGAAAACACAUCGUCCUCUUCGAGCGGUGGCCUACAAUCACAAAAUAAUAACGAACUAGUACAGGCGUGAAAGUAGAGUAGAACUGAAUGUGGCAAAACAUUUUUAGAAAAUAUUUGUGCCCAAAAUAACUCUGUAGACUUAUUUAUAGUCCUUUCCCCAUCCACCCAAAAUAUAGUCAAAUCUAGAAACUAAGUUUAUCCAAAAAUAUUGAAGACGGAACAGAAUCCAACGUAUCAUUAGAUUAUUUAGAUUAUAAACAUUCAUAAGUACUUGUAAAUACUAAAACCAAAUUAUUUUAUUUAAGUUUAAUUAUGUAUAUAUCCAAAAGAGCUUUGUACGAUUACUGUUAUAGGCAUUAUAUAUAUUAGUCGUACUCGUUCUACUUACUUACUACUACUCCAACUGACAAGUAUUGAAAACAAAUACGAAACUCUAAACUAAGUAUAAAGAAAACCGAUUAAGCAAUAACAUUUAGUCCAAAUACAAAAACAAAAUCUAUUAAAUCUAUCUUUGUUAUUGUUUUAGUUAUAAGCAUCAUUUCCCUAUCAACCAUAUUUCAUUCUCUUCAUCAUCUU
Calliphora vicina (urban bluebottle blowfly) is the source of this 3131-nucleotide messenger RNA. RefSeq names its product pxb (gene pxb). The coding region runs from base 493 to 2625 and encodes 710 amino acids. The record is from RefSeq and is a predicted model, not a curated record. The transcript has 5 exons. Lineage: Eukaryota; Metazoa; Arthropoda; Insecta; Diptera; Calliphoridae.